AUGGCGGACUGGAGUCCUUCCUCGUGGACUAACAAGCCCAUCAAGCAAGAUGUGGUCUACGAAGAUGCGGAAGGGAUGAAAGAAGCAUUGGCGAAGCUGCAGAAGUUGCCUCCGCUGGUAACCACACAAGAGAUUAACAAACUCAAAGAGAGCUUGCGCAAUGUAGCUCUCGGCAAAGCCUUUGUGCUUCAAGGCGGGGACUGUGCGGAGUUAUUUGACUACUGCAACCAAGACAUGAUCGAGGCCAAGGUCAAGCUGUUGCUUCAGAUGAGCUUGGUUUUAAUUUGGGGCGCCAACAAGCCCGUCAUCCGUAUCGCCCGCAUUGCAGGCCAAUUCGCGAAGCCACGCUCAAAGCCCACCGAAAUGGUCAAUGGCGUCGAGCUCCCCGCCUUCCGCGGCGAUAACAUCAACGGCUACAGCGCAGACGCCGAGUCACGACGACCCGACCCGUCCCGCCUCGUCUCAGCAUACUUCCACUCGGCCGCAACGCUGAACUGGCUUCGCGCGGCGCUAUCUUCCGGCCUCGCCGACCUGCACUCUCCCUUAGACUGGGGUCUCGGCCAUGUGCGCACCCCCUCGAUCAAAGAACAGUACUCGCGAAUCGUGGGCGCCGUCAAAGAUGCCCUGCGAUUCAUGGCCACAGUCGGCAUCGACAAAGACCGCGGCGUCGAGACAGCGGACGUGUACACGAGCCACGAGGGCCUCUCGCUGGACUACGAGCAAUGUCUCACGCGGGAGCUGCGCCACCCGGUCCCGACGAAAGCAACCUGGACCGAAAAUUACUCUUCAACGGGAUUCUACGCGACCUCUGCGCACUUCCUCUGGAUCGGUGACCGCACACGCCAGCUCGACGGCGCACACGUCGAGUUCUUCCGCGGGAUCGCAAACCCCGUCGGUAUCAAGAUCGGGCCGACCAUGGCAUCCGACGAGCUGGUCGCCCUACUCAACGUUGUCAAUCCCGCAAGGGAGGUGGGGAAAGUCACGCUCAUCUCGCGGUACGGCGCGGCGAAGAUCGCAGAGUUCCUGCCGGGGCAUAUCGCCGCCGUGCAGGCGUCGGGCCACAUCCCUGUGUGGCAGUGCGAUCCCAUGCAUGGCAAUACACAGUCUACGCCGUCGGGUGUCAAGACGCGGCAUUUUGAGGAUAUUUUGUCGGAGCUGAAGCAGGCACUUGAGAUUCAUCGCGCCGCGGGGUCGUUCCUUGGUGGGAUGCAUCUUGAGCUUACUGGUGAAGCGGUCACGGAGUGUGUGGGUGGCGCGGCUGGGUUGACAGAGGAUGGUCUGAUGGAGAGAUAUACUACUUUCUGUGAUCCGCGGUUGAAUGAGAAGCAGGCGCUGGAGUUGGCGUUCCUUGUUGCGUCGUUCUAUCGCGAGGCAAAGGAAUGA
Molecule: messenger RNA, 1383 nt
Organism: Penicillium lagena
Lineage: Eukaryota; Fungi; Ascomycota; Eurotiomycetes; Eurotiales; Aspergillaceae
Product: 3-deoxy-7-phosphoheptulonate synthase class II
Exons: 6
Coding region: 1-1383 (460 amino acids)
Biological process (GO): aromatic amino acid biosynthetic process
Molecular function (GO): 3-deoxy-7-phosphoheptulonate synthase activity
Source: RefSeq, a predicted model, not a curated record